AUGUACUGUAGUUGUUUUCAUGUAAUUUCUUUUAUUUUUCUUUUGUUUGCAGAAUGGCCAUCCAAGUGUGGACAGCCCACAUUUCCCCCCCAGAUCAACACCAGAAUAGUCAAUGGAGAACCUGCUGCUCCUCACACCUGGCCUUGGCAAGUGUCCAUGCAGUCGCGUAAUGAAACAAUUUUCUUCCAUACAUGUGGUGGUACUCUCAUUCACAAGAACUGGGUCCUCACAGCAGCCCACUGUUUUAAUGAGUUAUAUCGCUGGCAAAUGUGUCUCGGGAAACACAACUUAACACUGGUGGAGCCCACAGAGCAAUGCUACAAAAUUCUUGGCAUCUACCGCCAUGAAGGCUUUGUCUACCCUGAAAUUCCUGCACUGGAAUAUGAUAUUGCCUUGGUGAGGCUGGAUGGUGAGGUGGCAGCUAAUGAUUAUAUCGAUUUUGCUUGUCUUCCACCAAAAGAUCAGGUCUUAGGUGCAAAUUACCGAUGCCAUGCAACUGGAUGGGGAGGAAAUUCAUUGGCUCCAAGAGCUGCUGAAGCAUUAAAUCAAGUGGUACUACCUGUUAUUGCCUAUGAAAUUUGCAAAACUCCUGAGUUUUGGUGGUUCCAAAUAAAGGACUCUAUGAUCUGUGCUGGAUAUGUUCUCCCUGAUGAGCUUAAGUCCGUAUGUCAGGGGGAUUCAGGUGGACCGCUUGUCUGCCCUUCAACCACCAACAGCGCAAUCUGGGAAGUUCAUGGAAUUACAAGUUUUGGCCCUAUAGGGUGUAUAAUGGAUAAAAAACCUAGUGUGUUCACCCGUGCAUCUGCUCAUCUGGACUGGAUAGAUGACACCAUUAAAAAGGACAUGUAUGAUAUAUACUGUAAGUACUAA
Messenger RNA from Staurois parvus, 870 nucleotides. The record is from the annotation of a GenBank genome assembly. NCBI's taxonomy places the organism in Eukaryota, Metazoa, Chordata, Amphibia, Anura, Ranidae.